AUGCAGAAGGUGAAUUUUUUGAAAAGCUUAAUUGAAAAAGCUACUAAGUUAACUCUUGGUGAAGAGGAGCCAGAAGUGAAACUAAAAGUACUAGAAGAAGUAUCCUUUCAGGGAAUUGCACAGUACAUUAUCCAGAAAAAAGAUGAAAUAUUUCAAGAUAGAAUUCCUAAAUGUCCUGAUUGUGAUGGUGUUGUGAAACCAGAUAUUGUCUUUUUUGGUGAAGCUUUACCGUUUAAAUUCUUUUCACUAACACAGAAGGAUUUUCCAAAGUGUGAUUUACUCCUGGUAAUGGGAACAUCAUUGGUUGUACAGCCAUUUGCAUCUCUUGUUAACAGGGUGCCUGAAGACUGUCCUAGAUUGCUGAUUAAUAGAGAAAAAAGUGGCCAAGUUGACCCUCUUAUGCAGAUGUUGGGAUUUGGUAGAGGCAUGGACUUUGAUUCACCGAAUAACUAUCGUGAUGUUGCAUUUGAAGGUACCUGUGAUGAUGGAUGUGUCAGAUUGGCUGAAUUACUUGGCUGGAAGGAUGAACUGCUGAACUUGGUGGAAACAGAACAUGCUAGAAUUGAUGCAGAGAAAAAGAAGAAAAAAGAUGAGGCAACAAAGACAAACAAAACUGGCAAAGCAGCUACCAGUGAUACUACACCAAAGGCAGAAACAAAGCUGAAUAAUCCAGAUAUACCAUCAGAGAAAUUAUAAAUACUUUCAUGAAGAUUGUAUAUAUUAUAUAUAUAUAUAACACAAUUAUCAUAGUUUGGGGAUUGUCCUGGUUACAAAGAAAAUAGUUUUAAUACUCACUUAAAGCGCGGUGGUCGUCGCGCAGCACGUGUUCCAAUUUCAUGUAAAUAAACAAUGUAUUUUACACGCGUUGUAUACGUCGCUAUGAGUCCCAUAUCAAACAGGACGCGGCGCGACGACUACCGCCCUUUA
This is a messenger RNA of Saccoglossus kowalevskii, 927 nucleotides long. RefSeq names its product NAD-dependent protein deacetylase sirtuin-2-like. The record is from RefSeq and is a predicted model, not a curated record. Lineage: Eukaryota; Metazoa; Hemichordata; Enteropneusta; Harrimaniidae. Gene Ontology annotation, cellular component: nucleus. Gene Ontology annotation, molecular function: NAD+ binding; histone deacetylase activity, NAD-dependent.